Syzygium oleosum is the source of this 1484-nucleotide messenger RNA. RefSeq names its product probable serine/threonine-protein kinase PIX13. The transcript is spliced from 6 exons. Bases 189 to 1298 code for a protein of 369 amino acids. Gene Ontology annotation, biological process: protein phosphorylation. Lineage: Eukaryota; Viridiplantae; Streptophyta; Magnoliopsida; Myrtales; Myrtaceae. The record is from RefSeq and is a predicted model, not a curated record. Gene Ontology annotation, molecular function: ATP binding; protein kinase activity.
UGAUGUGGGGAGCCAGGUUGAUCCUCUACCGAGAGUGUUUGGUGGGCCAGAAAAUAUCAGCAUCGUGCGCCUUUUGGGUGGUUUCAUUGGUCUAUAUGUAAGAUCAAGUCAAUGUCCUCUUCUCCGGAGGAAAUACGAUUUGGGAGAGGCAAGGAAGAGGGAAGACAGUAGUUCUUGUUGAGAGAGAGAUGGGGGUGUGUUAUGGUACUCCUGACUUCCCUACUCCUAGCAAUACUGGUUCUCUCAAAUCAGGAAUGAAGUUGACAAUCAGUACUUCAUCAUCUCCUGCAGCCAGCAAUAGCCAUGACUCGCCGGCUGCCCGCGACAGAAAGGGCUUCGGAGAUGGAAAGAUUGUGGCAGACCCCAGCUUGACCGUCUUCAGUUUCGCAGAGUUGAAAAAGGCAACCGAAAAUUUUCAUCGCAAUGCACUGAUUGGAGAGGGAGGAUUUGGUUGUGUCUUUAAAGGGAUGCUUCAUGGGAAGCAACAGUCUGGAAGGACGGAGACUAUAAUAGCUGUGAAAAUGUUAAACCAGUCUGGUAAUCAAGGGUCCACAGAGUGGCGGAGGAAGAUAGAUUUUCUCGGAAGGCUUUCUCACCCUAACCUUGCCAAGCUCCUGGGAUUUUGUCAAGAGGAUACAACUUUAGCUCUUGUUUAUGAGUUCAUGCCAAUGGGCAGUUUGGGAAACCAGCUAUUCCGAAAGGGCUCCCCUGCUCAUCUUCCAUGGAAUAUACGCCUCAAGAUUGCGGUUGGGGCUGCCAGAGGCCUGGCUUUCUUGCACUGUCCUGAGAGGAAACUCAUAUUCAGGGAUUUCAAAACUUCAAAUAUUUUGCUAGAUGCGUCCUACACGGCCAAACUCUCGGACUUUGGAUUGGUGAGGUCUGGUCCUCCGGGGGAAACGUCACAUAUUUCAACACAGUUUGUGGGUACCUCCGGCUAUGCUGCCCCUGAAUACCUAGAAACUGGGCGUCUCACUGUAAAGAGUGAUGUUUACGGUUUCGGCAUCGUGUUGCUUGAGAUACUAACAGGCUUGAGGGCAGUGGAUAAGAGCCGUCCAGUAGGCAAACAUCUUUUAGUGGAGUGGGCCACAUCACGCUUAUCCAGGAAAAAACAGCUGAGGACUAUAAUGGACUCCAGAUUGGAGGGCAAAUAUUAUAUACAUUCUGCAUUCCAAAUAGCUCAGCUUGCCUUAAAAUGCCUCCAAACAGAUCCUAAGUUUCGGCCUUACAUGACUAAAGUCGUGGAAGAACUGGAAUCGAUAGAAGCUGCCAGUGCUAAGAGAAUACGACGCAAAUCUUGAAUUUAUUUAUUAUGUAGUUCGUACUUCAUGUGAUGUGAUCAAAGUCUAUCACUUCCCAGGAUUAAUCUCGGGCUUUGAAUGUUCUUUUCCAUUGUACCCAGUAGUUACUUGGUGUUGUGUUUUCUUGUAAGUUCUUUGGAAUUACUCAUACGUGUCAAUCAUUAUGUGCAUGGACUUGUAAAUUGA